This is a messenger RNA of Ochlerotatus camptorhynchus, 675 nucleotides long. Its product is annotated as myb-like protein Q. Bases 1 to 675 code for a protein of 224 amino acids. The transcript has a single exon. The record is from RefSeq and is a predicted model, not a curated record. Lineage: Eukaryota; Metazoa; Arthropoda; Insecta; Diptera; Culicidae.
AUGCUGAAUACUGCUGGAACGACUGUUUCUGCUGUUGGUGCUAAUAAUUCAACAGUGGGCAAUAUUGGUGGCCACAGUAGCAAUGCAACUUCAUCGCUAGUAAUGCCAACGGCAUCGGCCGCCGCAACGACAGUCGAGGCACCCCAUGGCAUGGCCAUUGCUACAAGCACCAACGGGGGCGGUUUCAUUAUCCAUCAUCCAUCAGGGGCCGUCAUUACUUCACAACAAGUCCCUCAGCAACCACAAGCGCACCAACAGCAACAACAGCAGCGGCAAAAUUCUUGCGCUGAUAUCGAGGAUAAAAAUGGCAUUACUGUAAAUAUAGCUCACCAUCAGCAACAUCAGCAGCAGCAGCAGCAGCAACAACACCAACAGCACCACCCACACUCGCAGCAGAUAGUUAUGGGAGAGAUUUUGGAUUACAAGGAUGCAACUUUAGUCGGUACUGUGGGUGGAGCCCCAAGUGGAGAUAAUCAUCACAACUAUGCGUCUGCCAAUGCAAUCGUUGUCAGCGAGAGCGCUGAUUACCAACAUAUGUAUCAGCAACAGCAACAACAACAACAACAGCAGCGAAUAGUUCAUCAGCACCAAUCGUCAGUGGCAGUUGGUCCCAUUGAUUAUCAACCCGGACGGCAUCCGGAGCUUAGUACUAUGAUUAAACAUGAAGUCUUGUAA